GUUCGCGUGCAGAUGGCGUGAGUGUGUGUGUGUGUGUGUGUGUGUGUGUGUGUGUGUGUGUGUGUGUGUGUGUGUGUGUGUGUGUGUGUGUGUGGUGUUGGUUGAUCGUUACACUGUGACAACUGCUCCACUUUCUCCCUUUAAACCAACGACUCCGACAUUCGGUCGCAAUGGAGACUUUUAUUAAAGUCACCAAUCAGAGCCAAGGAAGGGAUCGCAUUUUCAGGGCAACCCAGUAUGCAUGCGCUUGGGCCAAGUAUCUGCUUCGAAAUGAUGCAAAGAGGAAAGUUGUGGUGCAGAAGUUGAAGAGUUUGGAGUCCAACAUGAGCGCAGGACGGAAGCUUUUCAGGCUCGGGAAUACCGUGAGCUCAAUUGACGCCGCCAGGAGAACGCUGUACCUGUCCGACCCUGUGCUGCGGGUUUGCCUGACCGUAGUCAAUCUGAACCGCGCCCUUUAUUUCAUCUGCGACAACGUCCUCUGGGCCCAAAGCAUCCACCUCAUCCGAGAUCUGGAUAAAGACCGCUGGAGCCUAAACGCCAGCCGGUAUUACUUUUACUCCUUGGUGAUGAAUCUCGUCCAGGACGCGUAUCUGAUCGGUCAGCUCAUGAUCCGGAAGUCUCGAGACGGACAAUAUCGACAGAAAGUCGACCGUCACCUCAACGAGAACCAGGACGCCGCUACGGUCAUUAUUCCGCCGCUGGACGCUUUGGUUUUUCUCCUCAUUGAGAGCCUCAGAAGUCACCCAGCUCUUGUUCUUGAUGUGCUGAAGAACGUAUGCGAUCUUUUCAUUCCUUUAGAUAAGCUUGGACUUUACAGGACAAAUGAAGGGGUCACGGGAUUCUGUGGACUCGUUUCUUCACUUAUCGGCAUACUGUUGAUCCUGAAACCUGGUCUGAAAUACAAACCCUAAGAGAUGGAGCAAAUGUUUGGAGCUCAAACUGAAAAAUCUUGAAGACAUCAGAUUAGUGUCUUGGAUGAAUCAAUUUGGUAAUGGAGUCACUACCAGAGAGGAUAUUUUAUAUAAUAAUGGAAUAAUGGAAAUUAUAUGCUUUUCAGUUUGAUACAGGACCACCUUAUCAUUCUUUCGGUAAUCAGCCAAUCACGUUGCAGCAGGACAAUACUGAAAAAUUAUACAGAUACUGGUUGUGGGUUUUUUUAGUUUAUGUUCCUAUCAAACAUUAGAGUCUGAUCUCUGUGACUUUAUUGGUGCUAGAUCCACACAAACAGUUGCUAGCGUUUUCACAGAAUGGUGUGAAAAAUAAAAGAAAAAACACUGAUUGAGCAACAGUUAUGUGUGGAAAGCCCUUGCUAGUGAGAGAGAUCAGAGGAAAAUGGACUAAUUGAGUCAAGCUGCCAGGAUGGAGAUACUAUUAAAAUCAGUCUUUAUAGCUGUGGUGAGCAGAAAAGCGUCGACAUUUAGAGUGGAUGAAACAGUCAGCCAAGAACUGGAAUCUGACACCAUCAUGAGUCACUAAAACUGGAUUUGGACACCACAUGAAAAACCCUUGUCAUAAGAUCACAUUUUUUCCAUGUGCACAUUAACUGAAGAUCUUCUCUUGACUUAUAUCGUCAUGAUCUUAUACACUGCGCUGCUGCAACAUGGUUGUUCCUAAUAAAGUGGCCAGCGAGUGGAUGUCUCCAUGUGACUGGAUUACUGUGAAUAGGUAGAGGUUUUAUCAGUGCUACUGAAAGGUGUGAAAUCCCUCAUGAGUUAUAGAGUUUCAGAUCAUCUCACUUACCCUCCCUAAUGCACUUUGUGUAGGAGCUCCACGUUUCAACAAUGGAACCAGUCAUAAAUAAGUGUUUAGAUCUUCACUGGUGUCCGGUUUUAAACUGGAUGAUUGAAUCUUCCAAACUGCACCAACUAAGCUUCAGCAACCAGCUAGUUCCUGUAAGGGUUAAGCGUGCGUCAACACACAGAUGUACUGCCCCACCCACCAACACCAACACCACCAACCAGCUACAGUACCAUAAUAAUCACAUGGAAUCCCCUAGCAACUGCAGAGCAACAUCCAAACAACUAACUGGGAUACCCUAGUAACAUCUUAACAACCAGCUGCGAUACGCUAGCGACCGCCUAGCGACACCCUAACAACCAACUUGGAUAUCCUAGAACUGCCUAGCAACAUUCUAACAACCAGCUGGGAUACCCUUGCAACUACCUAGCAACAUUCUAAAAACCAGCUGGAAUACCCUAGCAACCAACUUGGAUAUCCUAGAUCUGCCUAGCAACACCCUAACAACCAAAUGGGAUUGCCUAGCAACACGCUAACAACAAGCUGGGAUACCCUAGCAACUGGCUUGCAUCAUUUUAGCAACCAACUGGGAUCCCCUAGCAACUCCCUAACAAACAACUAGGAUAUCCUAGAACAGGCUAGGAACACCUUAACAACCAACUAGGAUCCCCUAGUAACUGCCUAGCAACACCUUAACACUCAACUGGGAUACCCUAGCAACUGCCUAGCAACAUUCUAAAAACCAGUGGGGUCCCCUAGUAACUGCUUAACAACAUUCUAACAACCAGCUGGGAUACCCUAGCAACUGCCUAGCAACACCGUGACAACCAGCUGGGAUACCCUAGCAACUGCCUAGUAACACCCUAACAACCAACUUGGAUAUCCUAGAACUGCCUAGCAACACCCUAACAACCAACUGGGACACCCUAGCAACACUGUAACAACAAGCUAGGAUUCCCUAGCAACUGGCUAGCAACACCCUAACAACCAACUGGGAUACCCUAGCAACUGCCUAGCAACACCCUAACAACCAACUUGGAUACCCUAGCAACUGCCUAGCAACACCUUACCAACCAACUGGGAUCCCCUAGCAACUGCCUAGCAACACCCUAACAACCAACUUGAAUCCCUUAGCAACCACUUGGGAUCCCAUAGCAACACCUUAACAACAAGCUAGGAUUCCCUAGCAACUGCCUAGCAACACCUUAACAACCAACUGGGAUACCCUAGCAACUGCCUAGCAACACCUUAACAACCAACUGGGAUCCCCUAGCAACUGCCUAGCAACACCCUAACAACCAACUUGAAUCCCUUAGCAACCAUUUGGGAUCCCAUAGCAACACCUUAACAACAAGCUAGGAUUACCUAGCAACACCUUAACAACCAGCUGGGCUUCCCUAGGAACUGCCUAGCAACACCCUAACGACCAACUCGAGUCCCCUAGCAACCACCUGGGAUCCCAUAGCAACACCCUAACAGAUCCUGUUAUCACUUGCCUUAUAGCAGCAAUAAAACAGCAGUUCCAUCACCAGCUUCUCUUUUUAUUCUCUCUCUUGAAAUGAAUAAUGCAAAAAACAAACAAACAAACAAACCUUCAGCAUAUAAUGUUACCUAGACACAUGUUACUGAUCAGAGAGUGGUGAAGUGGAUAUCUCACUCCUAAAACAGAGGCAGGGAUGUGCAUCAUAUCCUCUCCACAGCUUAUAGGUUUUGUUGUAGUUGUAAUAAUCAGUGAGUUGUAGAUUAGUACAGAGAUUAUAGAAAAACAACAAUAGGGCACGUUAAAUUUGUUAGGAUAUAUUUAUAAAUAAAAAGUGCUUUAAUUAUUA
This is a messenger RNA of Hemibagrus wyckioides, 3566 nucleotides long. RefSeq names its product peroxisomal biogenesis factor 11 alpha (gene pex11a). NCBI's taxonomy places the organism in Eukaryota, Metazoa, Chordata, Actinopteri, Siluriformes, Bagridae. Gene Ontology annotation, biological process: peroxisome fission; regulation of peroxisome size. The coding region runs from base 171 to 911 and encodes 246 amino acids. The transcript is spliced from 3 exons. The record is from RefSeq and is a predicted model, not a curated record. Gene Ontology annotation, cellular component: peroxisomal membrane.